AAACAGUAACCUUAAUAACUCUUAGCGCGCUAAUAAUUACGCCGUGGGACGUGGGGGUCACGCAUAAUGUAGCUUUAAGAACACGCUUUAAGAAUAAAACCUUCAUACCGGGUUAGCCGCGGAUAAUUCAGCUUUACAGCCGUCGCAAAAGGUGGUUUACAUCAAAGCGGAACAACAAGACUCCGGAUCUCUUCGCAUCUGCUUUCCCCGGACUGCCCACAGCUGUCAGUAAUCCUCUGAAGGCCCAUAGCAACGACCUCUCCGUUGUUUGUUUCUUUUUCCUCUCCCUCAUUCUCUACUGAUACACCAGACCCAGACCAGCCCAAUCAUGUCCCUGGCCCUCAAACAAGUCUUCAACAAAGACAGAACAUUCCGGCCCAAGCGGAAGUUCGAGCCAGGGACCCAGCGCUUCGAGCUGCAUAAGAAAGCUCAGGCGUCUCUGAACGCCGGGCUGGACCUGAAGCUGGCUGUCCAGCUGCCGCAUGGAGAGGACCUCAACGACUGGGUGGCCGUGCACGUGGUCGACUUCUUCAACCGCAUCAACCUCAUCUACGGCACCAUCAGCGAUUCCUGCACAGACCAGAGCUGCCCCGUUAUGUCCGGCGGGCCCAAGUACGAGUACCGCUGGCAGGAUGAGCACAAGUACAAACGACCCACGGCGCUGUCCGCCCCGAAAUACAUGAGUCUUCUGAUGGACUGGAUCGAGGUACAGAUCAACAACGAGCAGAUCUUCCCCACCAACGUUGGUACUCCAUUCCCCAAGACCUUCAUGCAAGUAGCCAAGAAGAUCCUGUCUCGUCUGUUCCGCGUCUUCGUGCACGUGUACAUACACCAUUUCGACCGAGUCAGUCACAUGGGGGCAGAAGCGCAUGUCAACACCUGUUACAAGCAUUUCUACUACUUUGUUACUGAAUUCAACCUCACAGACCACAAGGAGCUGGAGCCACUGAAAGAGAUGACAACACGAAUGUGCCACUGAGGCGACGAGCUCUUCUGAGUGUUGGCUACAUUCCAAAUGGAUCAGCUGGACCAUUUGCAAUUAACGUUGGAAAAGAAUAAUGUAAAGAAACGCGAAGCAAACCAAAGUUUGAAAGGACUCUAUUUUUAUACACUUUUAAAUUUAUGGGAAAAUCUAGAGAAACAUGUUAACUUUGUAAUGCUCUCUUUAAUGUGUAGCAGAAUAUUUUAUUAGAAAUCAGUAUUAUCAUUCGUUUUGGUUGUAUUUCCCCAAAUUGCAUUCUGAAUCAUUUCAUCAUUCCUGUGCUUUUUUACCGUCUUAAGCAUACAGAUUAUAUUUGUGAAUAUUUAUGUAUGUGUAUGAGACAUUAAACAUAUUCUGAAAGAUUA
Molecule: messenger RNA, 1347 nt
Organism: Pygocentrus nattereri (red-bellied piranha)
Lineage: Eukaryota; Metazoa; Chordata; Actinopteri; Characiformes; Serrasalmidae
Gene: mob3a
Product: MOB kinase activator 3A
Exons: 4
Coding region: 329-979 (216 amino acids)
Biological process (GO): positive regulation of protein phosphorylation; signal transduction
Cellular component (GO): cytoplasm; nucleus
Molecular function (GO): protein kinase activator activity
Source: RefSeq, a predicted model, not a curated record